Messenger RNA from Trypanosoma cruzi, 921 nucleotides. RefSeq lists its product as uncharacterized. NCBI's taxonomy places the organism in Eukaryota, Euglenozoa, Kinetoplastea, Trypanosomatida, Trypanosomatidae. The coding region runs from base 1 to 921 and encodes 306 amino acids. The record is from RefSeq and is a predicted model, not a curated record. The transcript has a single exon.
AUGGAAGAUGGAAUUGAGUUCUUGGAAAGCCUCCCAUUGAUGGGCUUUCAAAUGGACGGGUCGCACCUUCACAACGUCCUGAAGAGGGUUAUUCAGGAGCAGCAGAAACAAGCACAAUUCCAGCGCCAAAUGAGUCUUCGUCUUUCCGACAUGGAAGAUGACCUGCGCAGCAUGAACACGCGUCAGAAGGAGUUUGAGAAGGCUCUUGGCAAUUUCGGCCCCGACGCACUCCGGAAGAUGCGUCAGCAGAUUGAAUAUUUGGACGAGGGUCUGGAGAGUGUGGCGCGGGACGUCAAGGAAGCCCGGCAGCUGGCUGAUGAAGCCGCACGUGUCGUUGAAGAUGCAAGUCGUGAGAUACAGAGUGUGGGAAGGGGACUAGGGACCGUGCAAGACCGACAAGACCGUCUUCAACAAGACCUGGACGACACGGCGGGGGAGAUUGAAAAGCAAAACAGGCAGUUUGGCGAGGCCGUGAGGACGGUUGAGCGUGAGCAGGCGGAACAGAUCCAACAGUUAGAAAAUCUUUUUCGUGAUUUUGAGCACAAAAACGGUUCUGGAAAUUUGGAAAAAGUACGUGAAAUGUUAGAGGAACUUUCUGAGCGCACCGACAAGAACUUUCGCAGCGUUGAGGAAAGUGCGCGUGCCGUGGACGCCGAGCUCAACCGUCACCGAUCGGAUCUUAACGGCCUUCAAGCGAACAUCGGGUCUCUAGAUGACAAGGUGCGACAAUAUCUCUCAAACAUUGCGAGGGACGUGGAUGCCAAGUGCCAGAUGAUCCUUAGCACACUACGCGAGCAUGAGAGGAGCUCGCUGGAGAUUGAAGAGCACAUGGUCGCAGCAGGACAGGCACUUGCCCGAAAAAAAGGGCUCAAAGAAGCACGCAGGAGUGAUUCUAUUGGCACACGACGAAAUGUUUGGUAA